AUGACUACAUCACCAUCAUCAGGUUUAUCACCUGAAGCAAAAGAAUUUGUACCAUUAGUACAAAAUUCAUCAAUAAGCAUUCCAUUAUAUGUUGAUGAAAAUACAGUUGCAUCUAUAUAUCCUUCGGAUCAACAACCAUUAAUGGUUCAAGCAAUAUAUCCAAUGUUGGUAACAAAUUCAAAAGGAACAGAUAAUAUACAAUUUCCUGAAAUUGAAUUUCAUAUCCAACCAUCACAACAACAACAAUUUCAUAUUGAUUCAUGUGCAAAUAUUCAACAAUCAUCUUCUUUGAAUGGUAAUUCAUCAUCAAAUUCAACAUCUCAAAUUGUUCUUUUACCAACAACAAAUUCACCAGCAGGAUAUUAUCCAGGUCCACAAAUAAUUUAUUCGCCAAAUGAACAAGUAAAUGCAUUUUAUCCAAUUGAUUAUUGUGAACAACCAUUAAUUAAUUUUUCAAUUCAACAACCAAAUCAAAUGAAUAAAUCAAAUCGAAUCUCAUCAUCUCAACCACAAAGGCCAUCUUCAUUUCGUCAACAACAUACAACAUAUCGUCCAUCAUCUCGUGGCGGUGGUGGUGGUAAUCGCGGAAAUGGAAAUCCGAAUAAUAGAAAUUCUUAUUAUGAUUAUAAUAAUCGUCGAAAUGGUUCAUCAUAUGUAUCAAAUUCUGGACGAGGAAAUCCAUCAAAUAGUAAACGAAUACCAUCGUCAUAUCAUCAACAUGAUUAUAAUAAUUAUUACCAUUCAUCAUCAAGAUCAAGAGGUUAUUUACCACGUUCAUCACAACAACAACAUCAGCAACAACAGCAACAACAACAACAUGAUGAACAUCGAAAAGAUCAUUUUGAUUAUUAUAAUCAUGAGAAUAAUGAUUAUCGACAAUCAGAUCAUAUCAAUGAAGAUGGAACUCCAUUUGAAUUUCGACCAGAAGACUUUCCAAGUCUUCCUAUUAAUAAUAAUCAACAAUCUGAUAAUAAAACUCCAACACAAUCAAUUGCAUCAUUGAAUACAAAAUCGGCAUCAUCUUGGAAUGAAAUUGUAUCUGCAUCACGUCGUCGUUCAACUUCUCCACAAUCGAUUGCUCCAUCUCAAGAUCAACGAUCUGAUCGAAGUCGUUCAUUUAAUAAUAAAUUAUCAAUAAAUAAUGAACGAAAAUUAUCUAAUAAAAUACCGAAUCUCCAACCAACUAUAAGUAAAUCACCAAAUCGUGCUUCCAAAAUAAAUUCUCAAGAUGAACAACAACAACAACAACGUUCCUCAUCAUUAACAAAUAGUGAUCCUCCAAUAAUUGAACAUAAUAAUAAUACUAAACUUAAUGAUAUUAAAGAUGAUGGUUUUAUUCAAACAAAACAUCAACAUCGACGUUUAAAACGUAAAAAUAAAAUAAAAGAAGAAUCAACAUCAUUUACGGAACAAUCCAAUGAAAUUGAAUCAGCUCCAUAUGCUCUUGAUGAUGAAAAUGCUUUUCCAACUUUAGGACAACAAAUAAUUAAUCCGAAUAAUUCAGAAUUAUUAUCAAAAUCAAAAACUCAUCAAACUUGUGUAUCUGAUAUGUUCAAUGCAUUAAGUACAUCAACACAAAUCAAACAGCAAAAUUCACAUUCUAAACCAACAACAACAACUAAUGAUAAUCAUGUUGAUUCAAAAGUCAUACCAAAACGUAGUAAAGGACAUGAGCAACCAAAAGCACGUAAAUCAACUAAAGUUAAACGUAUUCUUAAUAAGAAUAUUGAAGAAAAUCAAAAACAAUCAAAUCUAACAGUAGAAAAAGAUAUUCAAAAUGAAACUGAUAUAAAUACAGCAAAUAUUACAGAAGAAGAUCAUCAAAAUUCAAAUCCAUUAUCUUCAAGCAGUAAUAAUAGUAGUGACACCAGUGAUUAUGAUGAUGCGGUUGACAAUUUGAAUGAUGAAUAA
Adineta steineri is the source of this 1911-nucleotide messenger RNA. The record is from the annotation of a GenBank genome assembly. NCBI's taxonomy places the organism in Eukaryota, Metazoa, Rotifera, Eurotatoria, Adinetida, Adinetidae.